Molecule: messenger RNA, 402 nt
Organism: Trichosporon asahii var. asahii CBS 2479
Lineage: Eukaryota; Fungi; Basidiomycota; Tremellomycetes; Trichosporonales; Trichosporonaceae
Exons: 2
Coding region: 1-402 (133 amino acids)
Source: RefSeq, a predicted model, not a curated record
AUGGUCCUCGCUAUCCGACCGCUCGUGUCGGCGCCCUUGGCCUUCGGCGGGUUCUUCUCUCGUCGGGCCUACGCUUUGACGGCUGCCGCCCCUCCAGCCGGUCCCCAUGACCCAGACUUCGUCGCCAAGAUGUGUUACACGGCGGCAUUCAUCUACGCCUGCUUCUUUGCGUUCUGCGGCUUGCAAGUGAGUCUUCCGUCUCCCACAGAAGUAGCCUCCGAAUGGUUUAUUGUUUUGGCAGAAGGCCCCAGCUUUAACGGCAUGCUCAUCUGUGCCGCACCGCUUGCUGUUACCGUUCGCCGCUCGAAGAUCUCGUCAUCAUGUCCGUCUGGUUCGACCCGUGCUAACGUCAGCUCACCGUUCAUCAACGCUACCCCCGAGGAGUUCAGCUGUAGAAUAUAG